Molecule: messenger RNA, 459 nt
Organism: Opisthorchis viverrini
Lineage: Eukaryota; Metazoa; Platyhelminthes; Trematoda; Opisthorchiida; Opisthorchiidae
Exons: 4
Source: RefSeq, a predicted model, not a curated record
GCGCGACGCGGCAGCUGGGGUCACGUGACAAUUCAGAUUGCGCAGUUUUGUCCGUUUAAAACAAAUCUCGCCAAAGGCUAUUGGCAGGUUGGUGAAGUGGAUAGCUCAUUCACCUACCAUUCGGGAACUCUGGAUUCGGUACCCGAUCGGUCCACUCUUCCGUCGAAAGGGACGCUCGAAAAUGGGUACAGCGGAGACGAAUUUGCAAGCAAUGACGCCGCUUACCUGUUGUAUUCAGUGAUCGAUGCAUCUAUCGCCCUUGCAACCAAAGGUCUUGCCAAAAUUCUGUGCUACAUUAAUACCUAUCCGGCAACGCAUCUGAGUCGAGCACUCCAUGUGAAGCUCACUUGGGCAAGGAAAUGCAACAAACAUCUGUUCAUGAGCAGUGAAACCGAUAAAGAGUUGGGUGCGCCGGUCUUGAAUAUAACCCGGUGUGAAGCGGUAUCAGACGUCAAGUGA